Thunnus maccoyii (southern bluefin tuna) is the source of this 4418-nucleotide messenger RNA. RefSeq names its product myomesin 2b (gene myom2b). Bases 148 to 4392 code for a protein of 1414 amino acids. The record is from RefSeq and is a predicted model, not a curated record. Lineage: Eukaryota; Metazoa; Chordata; Actinopteri; Scombriformes; Scombridae. Gene Ontology annotation, molecular function: protein binding. The transcript is spliced from 40 exons.
GUUGCGUUGGCCUGGUACUUGGUUUAGGCUGACUCCCUGUGGAUUCAGGCUGCCAACUGAAGUCGCUGCAAAGGAAAUCUCAAGAGAAUACAUCUCAUCUCUGACAUCUCUUCAACAAUCCUUUAGGUCAUUAUCAACAGUGUCACCAUGUCGGCAAGGCUCAAACAUGGACAUUACGACCACGCAUACCACCACAAACAGAGCCAGUAUGUGGUUAAAGAAUACAGCAGGUCUGAGGCGAUGGAGGAAAGAUAUGAGCACAAAACAAAAGCUCACAUCCAGGAAGUGGUGAGGACGAAGAUGACGGAAAAAUAUGUGCGUGAGGAGCCCAUGAUCAGGGGACCAACUUUCUUGGUCAGACUCAGGUCUCACACAGUGUUUGAACACACUUCAAUCAAACUCUUCUGUAGUGUUGAGGGCUUCCCCAUGCCUAUUGUAAAAUGGUUUAAAGAUGGUGUGAUCUUGGACAUAUCCUCUGGAAAGUACCUGACUGAAGACAAAGGUGGAGUCCAUACUCUGGAGAUUCCAAGAUGCUCAACUGAUGAUACAGCCCAGUACACUGCUAUGGCUGGUAACCUCCAUGGACAGGCCUCUAGUCAGGCCUCCAUUAUUGUCAAGAGGUUCAAGCAUGAGGAGGAGUCCUGUCCAUAUGCAUGGCUGCCUUACACAACCGCCAUGCUUCCUAAGAUCCAUUACACUAAAAUCCGCAUUACCUUUGUGGAGAAGUUUGGCCCAGUGUUUGCUACUGAAGGAGGAUCUGCCACUCUGUCUGCUACCAUGAUCCUGGACCCCAACCUGGCCAACCUGCAGCCUGAGGCACAGUGGUAUAGAGAUGAUACUCGUUUGCAUGAUUCUAAAUGGGUGAAGAUUGAAACUGGCAGAGGAUUCACCAAAUUGACUCUUCCUAACCUCUACAAAGAUGAUGAAGGCCUGUACAAAAUUCGCAUGGUUACCAAAGGAGGCACUGCAGAACAUAGUGCAUUUGUCUCUGUUGCAGAUGGUCCUCCUCCAGUCCCUAAUGCACCUGGUGCUCCUAUGGACAUGAAGGUCCAUGAUGCCAAUAGAGACUAUGUCAUCGUGUCAUGGAAGCCUCCUAAUACCACCACAGAGGGUCCAAUCCUGGGAUACUUUGUUGAUAAAUGUGAGGUUGGAACAGAAAACUGGACUCAAUGCAAUGAUCACCCCAUAAAGAUCUGUAAAUACCCAGUGGCUGGACUGUUUGAGGGACACUCCUACUACUUCAGAGUCAGAGCUGUCAACUCCCAUGGAAUCAGCAAACCAUCCCGCAUGUCUGAUCCCAUUGCUGCACUGGACCCUACUGAGUUUGAAAGGCUCCAUGCCAAAAAACUUGGAGGAAAACUGGAUGUUGUGUCUCACCAUGAUGAGGUUGAAGUUGACGGAAAGCCUCCAGCUCCUCCAUCAGGAAUGUAUGCCCCAGAAACAGACAGGACAUAUGUUGUUCUGACCUGGAAAGCCCCUCAUUAUCACAGCAAGGCUCCCAUGUGGUACUACAUAGAGAAGACCAUGGCAGACAGCGAUGCGUGGCACCGUGUGAACACUCAGGUCCCUAUUCGUUCCCCCCGUUAUGCUGUCUUUGACCUGGCAGAGGGCACACAGUACAAGUUUAGAGUUUUGUCUGCCAAUAUGUUUGGAACCAGUGAGCCGUCAGAACCAACUGGACCUAUUGAAACUCAGGAACUCAAAGGUGUACCAUCGGCUCCUGGUCAGGUGAUUGCAACCACAGAAACAGACACCUCUGUCCUCAUCCAGUGGACUCCACCAAAGGAACCCAACAAGUUGAUUGGCUACUACAUUGACCAGUGUGUGAAGGGGUCCAAAGACUGGAUGUCAGCCAACCACAAACCCCACAAGAGCACAAGUUUUGUGGUUAGUGGUCUGACCAAAGGAGAAACCUACGUGUUCCGUGUCCAGGCUAUCAAUGAGAUUGGUCUUAGUGAUGAGUCCCAGGAGUCUGCACCUCUGACUGUCAAGGCUGCCCUCACCCACCCUUCUGCUCCUUAUGACGUCGCAUUGCUGAACUGUGACGGACAUUCAAUGGUUCUGAACUGGAAGAAGCCUCUUCACAACGGAGGUGCACAUAUUAAGGAAUAUUAUGUGGACAAGAGACGUAGUGGAACAUCUGUGUGGAGGGAGAUUAAUAUCCCACCAGUCAAAGAAAGACUUUAUAAGGUAGAGGGCUUGACAGAGGGAGCAGUCUAUCAGUUCCAAGUGUAUGCAGCCAACCUUGCUGGCCUUGGACCAGCUUCCAAACACUCAGCCGACUUCACCUGUGAGGCCUGGACUAUGCCUGAACCAGGCCCUGCCUAUGACCUGACUUUCUGUGAAGUGAGAGAUCAUUCGCUGGUGGUUGAAUGGCAAAAGCCUGUCUAUACUGGUUCUGGACCAGUCACUGGUUACCAUGUUGAGUAUGCUAAGAAGGGCACUUCUGAUUGGACUACAGCCAAUGAGAAAGCAGUCAGUCACCGCUUCUUCAAGGUAACAGGUCUGGAGGAGGGCACUAGCUAUAAUUUCCGUGUACGUCCCGUCAAUGAUGCAGGAGCGGGUAUGGCCUCAAUGCCCUCUGACCCCGUGACUGCCAAGGCUGUGUCAGGUUCCCAGGAAGUGUCCUGCGUGGUGGAUAAGAAGUCAGGUGACAUUGUUCUGUCGUUCGAGUCCUGCCAAAUGAGUGAGGGUUCUCACUUCAUUUGGAAGAAAGAUUAUAAAGAAAUCACAGAUUUCUCCAAAGGAGUAGAGAUUAAGACUGAAGGCAGCCAUUCUAAGCUGAUCUUUAAGAACCCAGAUAAAGAAGACUUUGGGACGUUCUCUGUUGCCGUCUCCAACACAGCAGGAGUUUCAUCCAGCUAUUCAAUCUCUUCUGAAGAGUUGGAAAAGAUGCUGGCACUCAGCUUUGAUAUCAGACACCCAAUCAUCCCACUGAAGUCAGAGUUGGCCUAUAAGAUUUUGGAGAGAGGCAGAAUGAGGUUCUGGCUGCAGGCAGAGGAGAUUUCUUCCAAUGUCACCUACAAAUUCUUUGCCAACAACAAGGAACUGUCUGGAGCUGAUCCCAACAAGAUGGGUCAUGACGAGUCUACAGGUGUCAUUGAGUAUAUUAUGGACCACUUUACUGAGGACGAUGAAGGGACGUUUACCUUCCAGAUCACAGAUGGAGGAGGCAUAGCACAGAGCUCACUGGUUCUGAUUGGAGAUGCUUUCAAGGCAGCGCUGGCUGAGGCUGACUACCAGAGGAGAGAGUACAUCAGAGUCAAGGAGGGUCCUCACUUCAGUGAAUUCCUGUCCCUUCACGUCGGAGAUGACUGCUCUGUUACUCUGGUUUGCAAGGUUGCUAACUUGAAGAAGGAGUCAGAGUUCCACUGGUAUAGAGAAGACACAGAGAUCAUCCCUGAUGUGAAGCCUGACCUCGGAGCAGGAGUCUGUAAACUGCCAAUUAAAUUGUUUUCACUGAAAACAGCAGGAAUUUAUAAGGCCACCAUCAGUGAUGACAGAGGAAAAGAUAUGAGCCAAAUUGACAUCUCCGGAAAAGUGUUUGAAGAAGCAAUAGAAAAGAUCAACCAUCUGGCUGGAGCCAGUGCAGCAGAGCUGGUGAUUCACUGCACAGCAACAGGCAUUCAGUUGCAGUGUCACAUGAAGUAUUACACCUCCGAGAUGAACAUCACUUGGUAUCAUGGUGAGACUAAACUCUCCCACAGUGACAAGGUUGUGAUUGGAGGAACCCCUGCUAUGGCAACAAUGGAGGUGAUUGAGCCAACAGAGAAGGAUAAAGGAGUGUACUCCAUCGUGAUCACAGACCCUGAAGACUCACAUAAACGCUCACUGGACCUCAGUGGUGACGUAUAUGAGAAGGCCUUCGUUGAGUUCCAGAAACUCAAGGCUGAGGCCUAUGCUGAAAGGAACCGUGGUAAGGUGGUGGGAGGACUGCCUGAUGUGGUCACCAUUAUGGAAAAGAAGACCCUGAGUUUAACAUGUACAGUGUGUGGAGAUCCCAGGGCUCAAGUCUCAUGGCUGAAGAAUGGAGCAGAGGUCGAACCUGAUGAUCAGUACGUGGUCUCCCUGGAUCAGGGCAGGUUUGCCAGUCUGACGAUCAAAGGUGUUUCCAUGGAGGAUUCUGGCAGAUAUACCAUGAUUGUCCAGAACAAAUACGGAGGGGAGUCUGUGGAUAUAGUGGUCAGUGUCUACCGCCAUGGAGAGAAAAUUCCUGAGGCGAAACCAACUCUGACCCCUAAAACAAUCAUCCCUCCCAAACUCCCCAUUGAGAUCCCUCAACCCAAGGCCCAUGCUGCUCCUAGCCCUGCCCCCUCUUCUCCUAGCCCCGCCCCCCCGAAGGCAGCUCCAGGAAGAGGAGUGAAGAGCCCCACUCCCACUAGGAGGAAGUAAAAAGCAGAGCAGUUAUAACAGAGGAA